Dentiscutata heterogama is the source of this 374-nucleotide messenger RNA. The record is from the annotation of a GenBank genome assembly. Lineage: Eukaryota; Fungi; Glomeromycota; Glomeromycetes; Diversisporales; Gigasporaceae.
AAAGUAUGCUUUUUGGGCUUAAAUAUGAAAAAAAAAAGUCAGAAAUUAACAAUGAACAAACACUCUCAAGUGCAGUAAAAAAUUGUCAAAAUGAAGAGAUUAUGAAUAAGCUUUUUAAUUAUCAUUUAAAAAAAUACAUCGCUAUGUCUAUAGAAUGUAAAAGCUUUUUUAUCAAUUGGAAAAACCAAGAAAGCAAUAUUAUCAAAUUGAAUACAAAAUUGAAAGAAAUAUACCCACCAGAUUAUAUUUUUAAUGAUUGUGAAUUGUAUGCAUGGAGAACCUUAUUAAAACAUACAGGCUGUGAUAAUAUAACACCUUUUGGAAAAGGAUCUAUGAUAAUAAAUAAAAAAUGUUAUAGUGAUGCUGAAAAUUGA